AUGAAUAAUGAGUUCUUGAUUAUUGAAACAACAUUAUUUUGUACUUCUGUGAUUGCAUUAUUUAUUUUUAAGGAGUGGGAGGGCAAUCAAAAGAUUAUUAAAUUACUGUUUUCUUUGUCAAACAUUAGUAUAUUUUUUUUAGAAAUAAAGCAAAUAGGAGAUUCAAAUUGUAAUUAUAUAUUAUUGAAAGUUUAGAUGUUUUAUUAGCUAUAUCUGGUUUUCUUAUAAGUUUAUAUUAUUAUAAGAAGUUGAAGAAGUAGAAGAAUGAGAUCCCUUAGAUUUAGGUCAUAAAUACAUAGUUAUCAGAAAGAAAUAAUAGAGUUGAAUCAGAAAUAGAAUUGCCACAAUAAUUACCAGUGAUUCAUUCAAUUCAUGAAAGCAAUUCAAGUAUGAAUCAACAUUAGAAUCCACCAACAACUGAAAAUAAUAGACGUUAAAGUAAUCUUUCAGGAGAGAAAAACGAUUAUUAGAAUUCUAAAUAGGAAUAAGGAAUGAAUUAUUUGGGUGAUCAUAAAAGACCUUCAGUCUAAUAGAAAAGUAAUGGACCUGGGAUUGUAAUAACUCGUCAAUAGAGUGUAGCUUAGAUUUAACGUAAUAGAAAUUAACAAUUAUUUAAUUAUAGCUAACUUGAAUGUGAUUAAGUUUUAGGAUGACUUUGGAGAGAUUAAGUUUGGGAUACUUAAAACCCUUAAAUCAGUUGCAUAUGAUUAAUUAGGUAAGGAGGUAGAAUGUAUAUUUCAAACGGAUAGACCUUUUACAAAAUUAUUAUCUACAGUUGAAUAAACCAAUUAACCUAGAAUGUAAAUUUUGUAUGAGAGUUAAGUAAAUAAUUAAUAUGUUGAUGAUGCAUUAAGAGGAGCAAUUCAAUUAGAUGAUAUGGGAUAUAGUGGUGAUAAGAAAGUAGAGAAGAAAAUAACAUGGUAAAAAAUAAUAAAAGCUUUAAUUUUAAUAAUAAUUUUAAAUCUAAAUUUAGUUAUAAUUGAUAACUGGAAUUUGCAUUAAUUGAUAUUAUUUGUAAUAAUAUUGUGGAGAUAAAUAUUGCAAUAUAAAAUAUUGAUAGCAAAUUCAUUAGAAAUGAAAUGUGAAUCAAGAGAAAUUCUGAUUUGGAUUGUAUUAAUCACUUUUCCAAUGUUGACUGUGUUUUUUAUCAAUUUGAUAAUAAAUAGAAGUAUUGGGAUAUAAGUGUUAUAAGUUGCAAGUUGGGUUACGUUGAUAAUAUCUUCUAAGUAUAAUAAAAGUUGUGAGGAGUAAGUUUAUAUUAAUAAUAUUAGAUAUCUUUAUGUUUUUAUAUUGUAUGUAUUUUUAUUGACAAUAGUACUAUGUUUCAUUUGA
This is a messenger RNA of Paramecium pentaurelia, 1332 nucleotides long. Lineage: Eukaryota; Ciliophora; Oligohymenophorea; Peniculida; Parameciidae. The record is from the annotation of a GenBank genome assembly.